Aspergillus luchuensis is the source of this 1470-nucleotide messenger RNA. RefSeq lists its product as uncharacterized. NCBI's taxonomy places the organism in Eukaryota, Fungi, Ascomycota, Eurotiomycetes, Eurotiales, Aspergillaceae. Gene Ontology annotation, cellular component: membrane. The record is from RefSeq and is a predicted model, not a curated record. The transcript has 8 exons. The coding region runs from base 1 to 1470 and encodes 489 amino acids. Gene Ontology annotation, molecular function: transmembrane transporter activity. Gene Ontology annotation, biological process: transmembrane transport.
AUGGCUUUCACCGAUACUGUCGAGAAGGAGGCCAUUUCGGCCGAGCCUGCAAUGAAGUCUGAGGAGAGUAGUAUCUACAUCGACCGUGAUGCGGAACGGUCGUAUGUGCGAAAGGUGGACUUUUUCGUCCUGCCACUCCUCUGUUUGAUGUACUUUUUUGACUGCAUGGACCGCAGUAACCUGGCAAAUGCGAAAACUGAUGGUCUAGACGAGGAUAUUCACCUGGUCGGGAAUGACUACUCGUUGAUGGUGCUGUUAUUCUACAUCCCCUUCGGGUUGUGUGACUUGCCAUGGAAUCUGCUGCUGAAGCGGUACUCCGGACGCUAUGUGCUGUCUUUCAUGACUGUGGUCUGGGGAAUCCUGGCUCUCUGCCAAUGUGCUGUGAAAGACUUCGGUGGUAUGAUUGCUGUUCGCAUGAUCCUAGGAGUGUUUGAAGCAGGUUUCUUUGCGGGGGCGACAUUUUAUAUGACACUGUUUUACACGCGAGGCGAGAUGGGCUUCCGGCUGGCCAUCAUGCAGUCCUUUGCGGUGCUCGCAUCCGCCUUCAGCGGACUCAUCUCCUUCGGUGUAUUUCAGAUCCACGAUCCAGCUGUCAAAGGCUGGCAAUGGCUGUUCAUAAUUGAAGGUUCAAUGACCUUCCUCAUGGGAAUCAUCUCGUUCUUCUGGUUGCCCGGCAAUCCACGUACUGCAUGGUUUCUCAACGAGCGUGAACGGGCUGCGGCAACGGCACGGUUACUGCGCGACACCUCGGCCGAGGUAGAUACCAAACUGGAUCUGAAGGUUGCAUUUGAGACAUGGAAGGACUGGAAGUUCUCUAUCUGGUGCAUUAUCACGUUCACUUAUCCGGUGGCAUAUGCGACCGCGAUGAAUUUCUUCCCGUUGAUUGUCGAACGACUGGGAUUUUCCACUGUCAAAACAAACCUCUGGACAGUCGCCCCAAACCUGGUAGGCGCGGUAGUGCUUCUCUGUGUGGCCAAGUCGUCGGAUCACUUCCGCGAGCGAACAUUCCACAUAGUGUUCUCGCUGGUGAUAUCCCUUGUCGGGAUGGUCAUCCUGGCGACAAUCGAUGUCCUGAGUUACAAGGGAGUCGCAUAUUUCGCCUGUUUCCUGAUGGCAGCCGGGUCGUAUAUCCCAUCGUGUCUGGUGCAUGCGUGGCAUAACAACAAUAAUAUGCACGAGAACUCGCGUGCAGCCAACACGGGUUUCUUCGUAGGGUUGGGCAAUUUGGCGGGAAUCUUGAGCGCGGCGACGUUUCGCACGCAAUAUGCUCCGAAGUAUAUUCCCACCUUGGUAGCCACCUGCUGCUGCAACGGGGUGUGUAUUGUGGUGGUGAUCGCACUGGGGCUGUGGAUGCGACGGGAGAAUGGCCGACGCGAUCGCCAACAAGGCCGAAGACUGCGUCCGGGAGAAGUGGAUACACGUCAGUUGGCAGAGGGCGAAGACAGCCCGGAUUGGCGGUACUUUCUGUAA